CGUCACCUCCCGUCGCGCCCUCUGACGUUUCCCGUCGCGCUUCAGGCGAGCGGCUGAGGCAGAAGGCAGGUGAAGACCACUGCUUGCCCUUUCCAGCUCAGGAAAGAAGAUGGUAACCAUGCUUCACUUAUGAAAACUCCUGCUUGCAUCUUAAUACACAAUGUCCCUGCUGUUCCUUCGCUCCAAGUCCAUCAUCACUAGCAAAAAGGACAAGAGACAUAUGGCGGACGUCAGUGCCUCCCCCCUUAAGCAUUUUGUCACUGCCAAGAAAAAAAUAAAUGGCAUCUUUGAACAGUUGGCAGCUUACAUCCAGGAGAGCUCCGUGUUUCUGGAGGAAAUACACAAGAAUGGUGAGCUUGACCCUGUCACCACGGAAGAGCAGGUGUCAGAGGUCAAGGGCUACCUGUUCAAGGUCAGCGGGAUCAGCGAAGUGCUGGCAAGGCGACACAUGAAGGUGGCUUUCUUUGGGCGGACGAGUAAUGGGAAAAGUACUGUGAUUAACGCCAUGCUGUGGGAUAAAGUCCUUCCCUCUGGGAUCGGCCACACCACCAACUGCUUCCUGAGAGUGGAGGGGACGGACGGCCAGGACGCCUUCCUGCUCACCGAAGGGUCCGAAGAGAAGAAGAGCGUCAAGACGGUAAACCAGCUGGCUCACGCCCUCCACCAAGAUGAAUUGCUAACGGCCGGGGGUCUGGUCAGCGUCAUGUGGCCGAAUUCCAAGUGCCCUUUGCUCAAGGAUGAUCUUGUUUUGAUGGACAGCCCUGGAAUUGACGUCACCACCGAGCUGGAUAGCUGGAUUGAUAAAUUCUGCUUGGAUGCCGAUGUCUUUGUCUUGGUGGCCAACUCCGAGUCGACGCUGAUGCAGACGGAGAAGCAAUUCUUCCACAAAGUCAACGCUCGCCUCUCUCGGCCCAACAUUUUCAUUUUAAAUAACCGCUGGGACGCUUCGGCCUCCGAACCGGAAUACAUGGAGGAGGUUCGCCGACAGCACAUGGAACGUUGCACCAGCUUCCUGGUGGACGAGCUGGGCGUGGUGGACCGUGCCCAGGCUGGCGAUCGCAUUUUCUUUGUCUCUGCGAAAGAGGUCCUGAAUGCCCGCAUCCAGAAGGCUCAGGGUAUGCCCGAAGGAGGCGGGGCACUGGCCGAGGGUUUCCAAGUGAGGAUGUUCGAAUUCCAGAAUUUUGAGCGGAGGUUUGAGGAGUGCAUCUCGCAGUCCGCCGUCAAGACCAAGUUUGAGCAGCACACAGUCCGAGCCAAGCAGAUUGCGGAGGAGGUCCGGCACAUCAUGGAUUCCGUGCAUGUGGCCGCGCAGGAACAGAGGGUUUACUGCAUGGAGAAGUGGGACGACCGCCACGAGCGCCUGGGAUUCAUCGAGAAACAGCUGGACCUGCUCACUCAAAGCUACAAGUUGAAAAUCAAGGAGAUCACGGAAGAGGUUGAGCGCCAGGUCUCCAACGCCAUGGCAGAAGAGAUCAGGAAGCUCUCGGUGUUAGUGGAUGAUUUUCAGCUGGAUUUCCACCCUUCCCCCGUGGUCCUGAAGGUUUAUAAGAAUGAGUUACAUCGGCACAUUGAGGAAGGCCUGGGCCGAAACAUGUCAGAUCGCUGCUCUGCUUCCAUUGCCUCCUCUUUGCAGAUCAUGCAGCAAGAAAUGAUUGAUGGGCUGAAGCCGCUCCUCCCCGUUUCCCUGAGGGGGCAGAUCGAGCUGCUGGUCCCCAGGCAGUGCUUCACCCUCAGCUACGACCUGAACUGCGACAAGCUCUGCGCCGACUUCCAGGAAGACGUCCAGUUUCAUUUCUCCCUCGGCUGGACCAUGUUAGUGAACCGGUUUCUGGGCCCCAAAAACACACGCCGGGCCUUGAUGGGCUACGGCGACCAGGUCCAGCGUCCGUUGCCCCUGACCCCGGCAAACCCAAGCCUGCCCCCCAUGCCACAGGGGUCCUUGACUCAGGAGGAGCUGAUGGUCUCCAUGGUAACCGGCCUGGCCUCCCUCACAUCCAGGACUUCAAUGGGCAUCCUUGUGAUCGGUGGAGUGGUCUGGAAGGCGGUGGGCUGGAGGCUGAUCGCCCUUUCCCUGGGCCUCUACGGACUCCUGUACGUCUACGAGCGCCUCACCUGGACCACGAAGGCGAAAGAGAGGGCCUUCAAACGCCAGUUUGUGGACUACGCCGGGGAGAAGCUUCAGCUCAUCGUCAGCUACACCGGCUCCAACUGCAGCCACCAAGUUCAGCAGGAACUGGCGGGAACCUUCGCUCAACUAUGCCAGCAGGUGGAUGUGACGAGAGACGAUCUAGAGAAAGAAAUUGCAGGCCUGAAUCAAAAGAUUGAGAUUUUGGAUACUUUACAGAGUAGAGCCAAGUUACUUAGGAAUAAAGCUGGGUGGCUGGACAGCGAGCUGAACAUGUUCACACAUCAAUAUUUGCAGCAGAGCAGAUAAGCCACUGAAAUGGGAGUCCACCAGGAGUCUGGCUGUUUCCCUCUCCUUCCCAGUCAUGCUACUGGGAAAAUAAUUCCAGAUGACGGGAACUUUGGGGGGGGGGGGGCACUGGAAGUCUCGUUCCCCUUUGCGCCUGUCCCUUCCAUGCACACAGUUAAUUUUGAAACCUGUUUCCCUUUCUCCUCACGUGGGCGCUUCUAUUCUCAUAGCCAGCCCUUGCAAUCUUAGCAGUUUUUGGCUUAGUAAGAAGAACGUUGACAAUCCCGACAGUAGGCUGGGGUAUCCCAAACCCUGCAUCUAAUCUCUUGACUCAUUUUCGAUGAAAUAGCAACUUAAUUUGCAUAUAUAUUUUUUUUAGUGGGUGUGGAAUGAAAUUAACCCUGAUGCCUGCUUGCCACAAAUGAAUGAGACUGUUCCUCCCGAAGGGAAAUCUUAUCCUAAUUUAUAGGACAAAUGUUUGGUGCAUCCUAGACUAAUUUCAGAGCUCGGCUUCUGAAUUUUGGAAAGCAAGGAACAAUAUUUGGUUGGGUUUCUUCGACCUUGAGAUCCCAUCUUCUCCUUACGCGCUUGUGACGUAGCGAGUGGAUUAAAUGUUCUGUGCUGAUCCUCAGAUUUCUGUGAUCUGAUUAUGAUCACCAUGUCUUUCCCUGCGGCUUUUGCCCUAAAACGGAGCCUCCUAAAGGGGCUAGUCCUUAUGAAGUUAACUGAGUUGAUUUCAAACACAAAUGAAUUUAUUAGAGGGUGUGUGUGCAGGUGGACCGAGAGUGAUGCACGAAGUUAAGACGGAUGAAAUGUAAGAAAAAGAUUCCAAGGGGAAAAUGUAGACAAUGACAUUUUGUGUCUCCUUCAAGCGAGGAUAGAUAGAAUUAAUCAGCUGUAAUGGAUUUUUGACCACUUAUUUCUCUACAUUUCCCCCCCUUUGCCCUUCCUUUGUUUAUGAACCUUUUCACGACUUCUUCAAUUAUCUCUUGCACCUUUCAAUUAUUAUUUUGUUUUAGGAAGAGAAAUAAGGACGUUGCUCCCUUUUCAAUCCAGCCCCAUCCCUUUUCAAAAUUCAGUUUCCAAAAUACACCUACAUCGGCAGAUAAUAUGAUUUCCUCCUGGGCCCACUCAGGAGGUAUCGGUUUUGGAAGGGGGCAUGCACUGGGAGUGGCUUGUGCCAGUCUAAUCUGUGCAGAGGUCGCAGUUGGGAUUAUUCUGGGGGUUUUUUUUGGACCGAAAGACACUCCAAUACCAUGGCUUUCAAUCUUGGCAUUUUGAAGAUGCGUGGACUUCAACUCCCAGAAUUCUCGGUCAGCUGGCUAGAGAAUUCUGGGAGUUGAAGUCCACGCAUCUUCAAGCUGCCUCCACCAUGCCUCCUCCAUGUGAUUUUUUAAGUGUCUUCCCAUUGGGGUCUGGGUUCUCCCUCCUUUCCUCACCGUUCUCAGUUGGGGGGCAUUUCAUUAUCUUUCUGGCCAGCUCAGCCAAUUUUUUGAGAAUCUGACAAUUUGGGGUUUGGCCAUUGAUCGGUUAAGCGUGGACCCCCUAAAAACGCUGUGGGUUAACAAGGUUUUCCCCAGAAAUGCACUUUACCAUUUGUUUUUAAUGCUGCUAGUGUUAAUUUUAAUUUCUAGCCAGGCCUUCAAAAUCUUCCUUGAUGGUGUUUUCUCUGUUUUAUUUUUUUUGGGGGGGCCUGUAGGAUUUGGGAAUAACGAUGCUAUUAACUCACUUUGACCUGAUCCUGUUUCUAGCUGCAUCAGUGCUGUUAAUAACCGCAAAACGGAAUUAAAAAAGGAACACAUGGAUGGAGAGUUCUUUUGUUUUCUUGGAUAAAAAAAUGCUUUUUCUUUGGUAAA
Molecule: messenger RNA, 4269 nt
Organism: Thamnophis elegans (Western terrestrial garter snake)
Lineage: Eukaryota; Metazoa; Chordata; Lepidosauria; Squamata; Natricidae
Gene: MFN2
Product: mitofusin 2
Exons: 19
Coding region: 161-2434 (757 amino acids)
Biological process (GO): mitochondrion localization; mitochondrial fusion
Cellular component (GO): mitochondrial outer membrane
Molecular function (GO): GTPase activity; GTP binding
Source: RefSeq, a predicted model, not a curated record